CAGAGAGGAGAACUGCGGCGGCACGAUGGGGAUAUUCUGCCUGCGUGGGCUCUGUCGCUGAGGCGUCCGGAGUUCAGCCACUGUGUGUGCGUGUGUGUGUGUGUGUGGCUGUGUGAGUGUGUGUGUAUGCGUGUGUGAGUGAGUGUGAGCCCCUGCCGACGCCGUGCGGAGAAAGGAGAAGGGGAACAGAGGAGAGCUGGUGGAGAGGAGGAAAAAGAGAGGGGGAGUGUUGACUCUCACUGGGGCUUAGAGGAACCUCACGCCACUGGAUCAGAGGACGCCGAUGUGCAACAACUACUCCAACUACUGCCGCUGCUGCUCUGCCUGCGUGCCGCUGCCUGCCUGUCCUCUCAACUUCUGCCAUGGCAUAGCCACCUCUUCCAGCUCGCCUCUAAUCCACUAAGGAAACGGGCAUGCACGGGCACAACCAGGGAUCUAGGCUAACGCAUCCUUUACGUCAGUAAUUCACAGUCUGAGGAAACAUGGUGAGCAAGGAGGGUGGCAAAUGCAUGCUCACCAACUCAGAGUCUGACUCGGAGGCAGCGCCCUUGCCCUCCACCUCGCUGGCGCUGGAGGUGAAGUAUUCCCUGGAAGCCAGUCGACAGGUGAGGAAGAGAAACAAGGCCCUGCAAGUGCGUUUCAAGGAUAUCUGCGAGGCACAGAACGAGCAGAGGGAGGCGGAGCUGCAGGCAGCGGGGAAAGGCGGCAAGCCGAAUUCAUACAAAGUGGCGUACCGCAAGUACAUGACUGUCCCUGCCCGCAGAUCCAUCCCAAACGUCACAAGGAGCACAGGCGUGCAGACGUCCCCUGACCUGAAGAAACGCUAUCAGACCUUUCCCUUUGAGCGCAAGAAAGGUCACACCUUUAAACACGUGGCGGCCGUGGAAACUUAUAAAGGUCAGAAUAACGGUUUUGUCAUGGAGGUGAAGCAGUCCAAGGCUGCUGAGCAGGGUUUAGAUGAGGAGGAGGAGGAGGGAGCCUGCGGGGGGAGUGGAGUCCGGAGGACCAGGGCUCUGCUCCAUACUAAUGAGUGCAUUGCCACAGUGGAGCAGCACACUGCACCUGAUGGCCUGUGCUCUGACGCUCUGCUGCUCAGUUGCUCUGCAGACACAGACUGCCUUGCAGACACACAGAGAGGAAGCGGAGCCGGAGCACAGGCAGAGUACCAGCUCUGCAGUGUCCCAUCCAAACCCAGGACAGGAUUACAACACAGGGAGGCCGAUACAGACCACUCGGCCAAGAGGCAGCUGCUCAAUCUGGAGGAGGGCUCGUCCCGAACCCUGCCGGACAGGGCCUCCAAGGUUACGGGCCCCAUCGCCUGGAACUCCCUUACACAGGUGGAGUGCCUGGACAGUCCGUCUGUGCGGAGCAAGCGGAAGAAAGCCCUGCAGCUCAACGGGCUGCAGAGUGAGACGCUACCACGUUCCAGCGGAGGCUGUACAACACAGGCACAGUGCCACACGGGACAGUUGUCUGCCCGGCCUCUACGGGGCAUGGAGGAGCCUCUGACACCCUGCAGAGGUGGCGAGGCUGGUGGGGCACCGCCCGACCAAACACAGGAGGCCUGCAAGCAAAUAGUGCCUAUGAAUCAGGACGGGGAUGUUAAAGCACAGCUCCAGGCCAUGGAAAAUCUCAUCAGCUCCAGCCAAGAGACCAUCAAGGUGCUGCUGGGGGUCAUCCAGGAACUGGAGAAGGGGGAGGCCCACAGAGAAGGACUCUCCUAUCGAACCGGACAGGACACGGCCAACUGCGACACAUGCCGGAACAGCGCAUGCAUUAUUUACAGUGUGGAGCUGGACUUCAAGCAGCAGGAGGACAAGCUGCAGCCGCUGAUGAAGAGGCUUUGCCCUACGGAGGAAGGCCACUUCCCCUCCCUGCCUUACCCCCAGGAGGCCUUCACCUCCACCCCUAAACGCAAGUCCAAAGCUGACUCCAAGAAGCACGCUCGCUGGAAACUUUGGUUCCUCUGAAACACACAAGACUGUCUCCUCACCCGCACUACGGAUGCACAGGAUUUAUGCAUCCGUCUGGUCGUCCAUAUUUGUUUGGGUUAUCCAUCGUCUUCAGUUUUAUCACAUCUCCCUUGGCUUUUUGUAGACCUGGUGACCAGUAUUGACGGAGAGCUCCACCACUGGAUACUGAGCCUUUCUCAGAAGAUGACAGGAUGUGUAACGGGACACAAGUGUGGAUUCCACGGAAAAUUCUGUAAUGUCAUGCUUACCAAAAAUGGAUUCAGAGUUAUUUUGAACUAAUUUCUUCAAACAGGGUGUGAAAUUACACCAGGGCGACAUAUUUGGAGAUCAGCAAGGUGAGAAGACGAAAUUUGAUUUCCCUCUGUCUAUUUGCAUAUAUUUUUCUAGCUGACGUCUACGGGGUCCUGUUCUGUGAUAAUGGUUCAGUGACGGUCGCAUUUCUAUUCAGCAGUUGGGACUUUUCUUCCCAGCCUCCAGGAGAGGUUGGCAACUCAACCAUGAUGCGCUGAGGUCUACAUCAACAGCAUAUCACCAUACUGCAAAGCACAAUUAACACUGUUCAGGAUACAUUUUUCUCCAGAGUAAUUAAAAAGAACUAUUUUGAGUAUUAACUCUCACAUGUAGAUCACCUACUAACCAUGACAGAUUGAAGACUUUCAUAAUAUCUAAAGA
Messenger RNA from Epinephelus fuscoguttatus (brown-marbled grouper), 2645 nucleotides. Its product is annotated as inhibitory synaptic factor 2A. Lineage: Eukaryota; Metazoa; Chordata; Actinopteri; Perciformes; Serranidae. Gene Ontology annotation, cellular component: postsynaptic density. Gene Ontology annotation, biological process: inhibitory postsynaptic potential. The transcript is spliced from 4 exons. The coding region runs from base 483 to 1970 and encodes 495 amino acids. The record is from RefSeq and is a predicted model, not a curated record.